UGUGGUGGCAGUUUGUUUAGCCAAACUAAACCUCCAUUCACUUCUCCUAUCCCGGUGUCCCACCAGACACGUUCAGAGUCCGACUUCGUCCGCUACCCCGGGAUCAACGACACAGAGGUCCUCACCUGUGAGUGUUCCAACCACGCCUGUCAGAAGGUCUUAUGGUUACGCACUCUCCACAACAACCUCGACAUCCAGUUCCUUCUCAGCCUCAACAAUGCUGGCCGGACCAGCCACGAAGCCAGUGUGGGCGAACACCGGUUCCAGGCCAGUAAGCGUGAUACGGGAAGCAAGAUGACUUUCACACUGCGCCUCAUUAACAUAAGGUCAGAGGACGCAGGGCUUUACACCUGUAUGCUCCAGAACCAGAAAGAGAACAAGUUGUGGAGGCCAGGAGUUCUUCUCAGACCUGGAGAAACUCGGCCAACAUUACUCCCCGUCACAAAGCCCCAGCCCCAAGGCAUCCCAAACAGCACCCCAAACGGCCGCUGCACCAAAGGCAACUAUCAAACCCCAAAAGGCUGUGGCUCCAAGGUUCUCUGGCCGUUGGUUGGAGUGCUGCUGGCUGUGGCUUUGAUCUCCACACAGUACUACUUCAGCAGAAAGGACCAUUGGAGUAAUUCAGAGCGCCCACACUGCAGACGCAGAGACAGUGCUGUAUUUACUGUGUGUCCUUACAGGGAUCUCCUUCCACUUUAUGAAUCUGAAGACUGUUUUAUCAUCUUACUUUUCUAUUCUUUGUUCAUUACAACGAUGAACCAAUCAGAAGUUCCAACUGUCUAAAAGAAAACAUUUAGGAUUCUGUUCACAAUGUUAACGUCUCUGGCUAUGGAUUUGUUAUUAAGUGGGUGUUUCAAAUAUUAAACCUUUAUAUUGAACAGGUAUUACUCUCGUAUGUGCUAGUAUUACACCAAUGCUAUGCAUUCUGCUGCGGUAGCCUAAUGUUAUGAUUAUUGGAUGUGUGCAUCAUGUAUUGAUGAUAAAUAAAAGCUGUAAAAAAUAUAAUUA
Messenger RNA from Salvelinus sp. IW2-2015, 1008 nucleotides. RefSeq lists its product as uncharacterized. Gene Ontology annotation, cellular component: cell surface. NCBI's taxonomy places the organism in Eukaryota, Metazoa, Chordata, Actinopteri, Salmoniformes, Salmonidae. The record is from RefSeq and is a predicted model, not a curated record. Gene Ontology annotation, molecular function: MHC class I protein binding; coreceptor activity. Gene Ontology annotation, biological process: regulation of immune response.